Messenger RNA from Patiria miniata (bat star), 9914 nucleotides. RefSeq lists its product as uncharacterized. The record is from RefSeq and is a predicted model, not a curated record. Lineage: Eukaryota; Metazoa; Echinodermata; Asteroidea; Valvatida; Asterinidae.
CAUUAACGCCUACUUUACGAUUAUUGCGUGUUCGGUGUUCUUCUCUUUCUGCCAUGUAUGAUCAAAUAGACUUUUCUGGUUACUAUGACAACUAACGUGGAUGACGAUCAUGCGCCCAUCACCGACGGUGACGCGCCAUGCAACAAUGAAUACACGGAGGACAGCACACAGGAGACGUCAUGCAAAAGAUGCGCAGAACUGCAAGAGGAACUUGAGCGGAGCCAGAGAGAUCGGGCACUGUACACAUCCAUCAAGAAGAAGAUCACUUUGACAGACACGCUCAUCCGCAAGUACAACAGCAAAUGCCAAGAGUUUGAUCAGCAACAGAAAAAACUGGAGGACGUCGCCUACAAACUAGCCUCAGCCAAACGUGAUUGCAAGAUUCUCGAGAAGGAGUUGACUUCUACUCUUGAGGAAAUUAUCCCCUGGAAACUUCAUAAGGACAAAUAUCUCAAGGAACUGGAAGAAUGCAGAGCAAAACUGAGAGAGACUGAAGACAAACUGGCAGGCAGCGAGGCCUCUUGUGUACAGUUCAAAGAUGGAUUUUACGAGAUGCAGGAGAAACUGGAAACGCUGGAAGGGAACCAGACCGACCUGAAGAAAGCAGCCGAAAAGAGCCAACAAGCAGAAAAGAAGACAUCAGCGUUGCUGGCUAAGAAUAAAGAUGACUUGUCAACCUGCAAGAAAGAACUCCAGAGUGCGAAGAAACGGGAAGCCAGGCUUGUCACUAGACACCAGCAAGCAAAGAACAAGAUUUCCGAGCUUGUCCAAAUCCUGCGAGACCGUGGCAUUCCUGUUCCGAAGGUGCCUAAAUCACUUCUCGGAGGUUCGGCGUACGGCCAGGAAAGUGUGUCAACCGAAGACACAGAUUUCGAGCAGGUCGGGGAGGUUUUCUCUCCACCGAUGGAAUUCCUCUCUCCGGCCCGCCAUGAAUCUUCAGUUGUCGAGGAUCAUUCAGAGCGUGAGGAGGAUACAGGCCACCCAUCCUUCAAGGAAGAUGCCUGCCUGAAGAUUUUUAACCGCUUCUCCUGCGACAUGUCAGCGUGUGUGUCACCUCUACCCCCUUCACCGAUGCUGAGUGAUGCAAGCAGUGACAUCAGUGGGGAUGAAGUAAGCGACGACGAAGUAUUCUCAGACGUAGCGGACCAAAUCGAGUCUCAGCUCAACCUCGUGGAAACGGGAGAUGUCGGGGAGACAAGCAGAGAGUCGAAGGAGGAGUUGACUGAAGGAAAACGACAACUCAGACAGACUCCGCAAAGAAGAGCAGUCGCUCAGAGGAAGUCAAGAGAUGCCAAUGCUGAAAAGCAGGAUGACUCAGCGGAAGAAACCUCUGGGAAGAAGCAACCAUCUAGAAGAAGACAAAAAGGUUCUAAGAAAGGCGCGACAGAAAUCUCAACCCCAAGCGGCAGGCCGGCAGAUGUUGUGGAAGUGCUUUCUGAAACAGACAGUGAAGCAAGCGGAAAUCUUCACGCCAGCUCUCAUGAAACUGGAGGCAGUGCCACUGAGUUCGAUCGGCAGGGAGGACCCGGGAAAGGAAAAUCGGGAAUACCCAAGGAGUCUAGAAAGAGUUCCAGUCUUGACGAGGACAAUUACCAGGAGAGACAUUUCAAUGAGAGGGGUAGAGAAGAACUUUUGGGGUUCAGCAGCACUUUGUCCGACGAUUCAGACGACAAUCAAGAGGACACCAAAUAUCCUCCAACAGAACCUUCCAGGCAUCGAACAGGUACAAAUUGGCAUGUUGCUGAUUUUGGGUCUCCAUCGACAGUUGAAGGAAGACAUCAGUCCCUCCCCCAGAUUGACCUCCGUCAAUCCCAAGACGAUACGUGGGAUGAGCAUAAGAAGCUGGUCUUGUCUCCUGAUCGCAGACUGACGAGAUCCCAACUUAAAACUCUCACUGAACGGGGAGUGAUUGAACCAACUGAUGCUGUUAAACCAAGUCUGUCUUCUUGUCAAAAUCAACUGAAGUCUCCAGCUAAACGUACAUUGGAACAUUCAGAGCGGGACAAGAAUGCUUCCAAGAGGCCGGUCACCCGCAGCUUAUCCGUGUCUGAAGCCGAGUCCUCAACAGAGGGUGCCUCGCCGUCACCUGCUAGACCAGUCUGCAGAAAGCUCUUGCGAUCUAACUCGGCUUUAGAAGGAAAGCCUAGCUCUAAAGGCCUGGCCAGUGCAGCGACUCAGAUAUCUCCUGUUCAUUCCCCUCCAAGGCGACUACGCCAUUCUGUUUCUCUUCUCGAACAAACUUCCAGCUUGGCUGAAGAAAACCCAGAAACUAAAAAUGAAGAUACCAAGCCGACCGCUGUGGACCACAAGGAUAACAUCCCCAAGAAAUUCAACCGAUCAGUAUCAGUUCCUGGAAACAAGUCAUCGGAGAUGGUCGUCGAAAGUUUUGAGAAACUAGAAGAUAGUAGAGGCAGAAGUGAUACAAGUGUGAGAAGAAUUACCCGAUCCCAAGCACUACAUCUGCAGAGCCAAGACAAGAAUGAGAUCUUUCCCAAACGGAUAACAAGAUCGGCUGCCAAAACGUCAAACAUGAAAACGGAGGCCAGGGACUUGCCACACAAAACGACGACAACAUCACCAAGACUGGGCAAGAAAUCAGACACUGAUUCAUCUUCGAUCCAAGAGGAAGACAAAGAAUGCACCAGCAGAGGAUUGCGAACAAUUUCAACUGAAAGCCAAGACUCAGAUAUUGCAGAUGCGUCGUCUCUACUUGUAAAUUCGGAAUCAAGGAAUCCUGAACAGAUCCUUGAUUGCGAUCCGGCUGAACCACACCAUGCCAGCUCAGAAUCCAAAACUUGGGCUCUGGAAACUCCAACAAUUUCUGUCAACUCCAGAUCAAAUUGUAACAAGAUUUGCAAUGAUGGCAAUGGCAUGCAAAGCUCAUCAGAUAUGAAACAUGACAAGGCUGAAGGUCUUGAGGAAUCAGAGGUUUCUCACAUGUCCUUAGUCCCACAAACAGGUCAAGAAGCAUCGGGAGGUCAAAAAGACACGGAGGUUAGAAAGAACAGUGAAAAUAAACCCCCUGAAAGCGAGAACCACAAUCAGAAAGCAGAUGACUCAUCUGGAAAUGGUGUCAGGAGCACUCGGGAGGUUGCUGAGAAACUAUCCUUUGAAGCUGCAGAAGAGUCCCAGGAAAAUGGAGAUAGACACCUUGAACUUGAUGAACCUCGAGUCGCUGAGAGUGAACAAUCAGAACAAGGACAUAUGUUAGGGGUAGGUGAGGAGCCAUUCGAUUUCGAAAGAUUUGUCGGCGAGACAUCUAAGUCAGAAUCAGAAGAUGGACAGCCAGACAGGGAAGGGACACCAACACCAGAUGUCGAUCCAACUAGAGGAUCUAACUCGAGUUUGGAAGAACUGUUCAAUAAAGGUGAUAAAUCAAGGGGAGUCAUGGAACUCGAGGAAGGUGGAGAUGACAGGCAGAACUGUGUCAGUUCAGCAACAAAAGAGGCAACCUCUCAUGUCGGCUUACACUUGAGGAAUGGAGAUGAUGGUCCUGGAAACGUCGAGGAUCUGGAGCCUGCCAGUUGUGAUGUAGAUGGCAGGAAGAACGUAGAAAUGGCACAGACCAAUUCUUUAGGCAGAGGAUCCAGUUCAGCAGAAGAGUCAGAUCUGAGAAGCAAAGAUGAUGGUCCUGUCGAAGGCAUGAAGCAUCAGCCAACGGAGGAUGAUGGAAACCUGAGGGAAAACAAAGCAACAAGGAGAGACCCCUCAACUCAUACUUCCUCUAACCAAUCAGGCAGUCUGUGCUGGGAAGACAUAUCAAACCAAGGUGGCAGAGGAUCCAGUUCAGCAGAAGAAUCAGAUCUGAGAAGCAGAGAUGAUGGUCCUGUCAAAGGCAUGAAGCAUCAUCCAACAGAGGAUGAUGGAAACCUGAGGGAAAACAAAGAAACAAGGAGAGACCCCUCAACUCAUACUUCUUCUAACCAAUCAGGCAGUCUGUGCUGGGAAGACAUAUCAAACCAAGGAGCUUCAACAAGUAACAACCGAGAAGCGCAACGCCAAGUGCUCUGUGUGGAGGCAGAGUCUUCCAGAGCCAGCACUCCGACCACAGACGAGGUGAUCAGCAUCAACUCUGUCGCAGGUCACGUGUCUCCCGUCUCCCCUCUCCCGCUCCAAUACACCACCAGACCACUCUCGCCCUUGUCAUCUCCACCCAGGAGCCCUCCCCUCUCUCCACUUGCUCCCUCGCCAAUCUCCUUAGAAGGGUUUGUCAGUUUCCCAAGAAUGCUGUCCCCUCUACCGCCCUCUCCUGGAAUCCCUGAUUAUGAAUCUCCAGAUGAUGCUGGGCAUUCUGCGUUGACAGAGGGUAUCCCAGGGUCGGGUUUAGUCAACCAGCCCAGGAUGAUUUCACCGUUGUUUCCGACACCAGUUCCACCUGCUGUCUCUCCACUGCCAGAAGCCCCCAGCGCCAAUCUACUCUCUCCACUCAGCGACGCUUCCUCGGUCAGACUUGAUCAGUUGGAUCGCAGUCCCAUGAUCUCUCCUUUGAGGAAUCCGCUCAUCCCGUCGCCAUGCAACUUUCAUGCUGUUGCUCCUAGUGAUGCUCUCUCUGUAAGACCACAGCACUAUCCCGUUCCGAGGAGGCAGCCCGCAUCCCGUUGCCUGGCAACAUCCUUCACAUCCACUGCAGCUGGGACGAGUCAAAACCCGGAGAUCAUCAGCCCAAGACUUCACUCCUUAGCCUCCGAGAUGAUCUUUGAAUUUGGUGAGGCGCGUCCCAGCACCUCAGGUUUACAGAGGCCCCAACCCUCACAGAUGCCAACAUCAUCUUUCAGACAAGAAAAUAGAGGAAACCAAGCAACUGACUGCACAGAAACACUAAAAGAUCCCAAACUGAAAGGCCAGAGAUCCGGCAUAUCUGGGUUCAUGGAAUUACGCAGUAAGCCAUCAACUUCCAAAAAUGAUCCUAAAGAUUCUGAUGUCAAGAAGCAACAAGAAACAAACGGUCAGUCUGUGUUGGAAAAAGAAAACAGUAAGAACAAUCUGGACUCCUGUGAGAUGGUUCAGCAGCAGAUAACUAAAGAUGACAAAACGCCCCCGUACGAUCAGAAAGAUUCUGAUCCACCCAAGACAAGAAGGAGAAGAAAGGAGCCGAGCUCAUCCCAAAAGAAGGACCUCAAAAGUCUCCUCGUAAACCAAGACAUAAGAAGAUGGCAGAGGAAGAUCAGCUCAGCUCAAACGACACUGCACAGGCAGCAGAAAGAAGAUGCACGAGAAGUCAAGUUGCUUGUGGCAGAGGUCCUCCGUCUUCUGUUUCUAGUUCUCCAGGAGGCAGAAGAGAAGACAUUGAGACUUCGCAGGAAGAGUGAUACAGCUGGGAAGGAUUCAGGAAGUGUCAGCAAGACGCCCAAGAGAAGAAAGAGGUCCAACAGCAGCUCAGACCAAACUGAGACGGUGGCAAAGGAGUCCGAUUCUCAACCCAAAGGGCAAACAGGUGCCUCUAGCAUCCAGCAAGAAAUUGAAAAGAACGAAGAGCAUGGAUCAGCCAUUCCUGUACAGUCUGUCAUGUCUGGCCAGCCAAGUGCACGACCUAAAAGAGGGAGGAUCAUGUUGAUUCCCGCCUUGGAGCUGAAGACGUCCGGUUUUAAGAAAUCUUGCUCAAUGAGGAAACGAGAAGUAAAACAGGAAGAUGAAGCAAACUUGCUCCUUGAUGAAGUUAAACCAGAGUUUAAGGAAGAUGUCAAACCAGAGUUUAAGGAAGAAGUCAAACUAGAGUUUAAGGAGGAAGUCAAACCAGAGUUUAAGACUGAUGGGGAGAAGGAGCACUUCGUCUGUCAACAAAAUGGUAACGUCUUGGAGUCAGCUGUUAAGCAAGAGAAUGCUGAUGCUCCUGUGCGUAAGUCAAGCGAUUCAACUGGCAGAGUCGGUGCAAAAGUAUGCAAAACUGUGCAACAACCGACAUUGCAGCUCGGUCCUGAUCCAGUGAGUCUGCCUCGCAGUGCACAGCUUGCUCAGAGGCCAGGGACUAUUGUGCCUCAGAAUGAGGCCUCGAGCAAACUCAACAAACCCAAGUCCAGCAUUGGAAGCAUCUGGGCUGACAUGGCCUGCAGAAAAGAGCCCGAUCUCGCCAUUUGUAACCAGGGACUGAAAAAGCUAAAACAGCAAAAGAAGAAGAAGUGUAAUCGAGGUCAGGAUCGAGGUCCCAGUCAACCGCAAGUCAGUCCUAGUAAGAGCUCUCAAAAUUGUGGAAGAGUAGAAGGCUUCGAUGACGUGUUACUCGCCAAAGCCAAGGCAGAGCUGACGCAGGUAGACCCAACGAACCAAAAAGAAGCACAGAAAACUGCAAAUCCAAGAACAGACCCUGGGACACUAUCCCUCACCCAGAAAACAGGGCUCAGUGAUGCUGCUCCAGCCGUCGCAAGUUCCUCAGGACACCAAACAAGUUACAAGCCCCAGUUGGACCAAAUCCGCCUUCCCAAACUCGCCCUCCCCAAACUUGCCCUCCCCAAACUUGCCCAGGCCCACUCGAAGACUGCAUCGACCCAUCCGCACUUGGGCAUGCAUUCCCAAAUGGACACAUUCACCCCUCUGCAGGCUGAGUUAAGAUCAGCGAUCGUUGCCAUUUCGCCCCUUGUUACAACCGAUGCAAACCCGAUUACAAGAAGCCUAUCUGUGGCUGAGCAGUGUACAUUAAACAACGGCCAGCAGUCAACUGGUGAUAUUUCUGAACUUGCUCAACCCUCCUUGCAGACAGGUCCACCGAUUUCAGUUAUUAGUCCGAGAUCGCAAAAUGAACAUAGAAUUGUAACCCCCGAAGUAAAGACACUGGACCGACAGACACUGCAAGCGAGGACCGGAUUGAACCUAGACAACAGAAAGAGGCAUGUUUCAAGGAAGGACGAUUUAACAUGCGACACCAAUGAUCAACCGUCUCCGUGUAAACAAGCCAAGAUGUCACCCGGACGGCGCUUGCCAGAGUCGAGGUCAGAGUUUAAGCAUCCAAUGUCAGAGGUCAUACCCUCGGUGUCGAAGGUCGCGUCCCAGGAGCCGCACAGGCCAGUUCUAAGUGACCUGUUAGAGCAAGUUAAGACAUUGCGAUCACAGACGAAUGCGAAGCCGCUUUUCGCUUCCAUCUUGACGUUCCUUGGCCAGCAGGGUAUCAGUCUGAUGCCAGCCAUCCAAGCCAAGUGUCUGACCAAGAACACGAGCACCAAACCAUUACUCCUGCACCACGAAGAGCAGCUUGUAGCCGGUAUCGUAGAGGGUGGUCUACUGUCAAAGAAAUCGAACACGUCGAUGCUGUUGGCUUGUCUCUGUCGCGGAGUUCGGAGUCCGCCAAGUUCAACCAGCGCCACGCCUGCCGUUGUAGUCGGAGCGGCGUUCUGCCGAGUCGUUGCCGCUCUCUGCAGAAAGAUGGGCUUAAUCGAUCGAGUGCGGAUAUUUUGCUACGACUUGCUAAGGGAGGGUUUUCCUAACGUGGAGGAGUUGUUGCUGAAUGUGGCAGUGACGUGGCCGACUGUCCUGAGAAGAAAGGAGGGUUCAUCUUCGCCGAUCAUUGCUGCCAUGGAGAUAGUUGCCAUGCAACGCUUGGUACUCUCCGCAUCUCCUCAAAAUCUACAAGCUCAAGAGAUAAUACACUACUUAAGCGAGAUCUGCGGCUGGGGGAUACCGGAUGGAAACCUGCCAAUCGUCCGCUGUCGCCAACUCGUCGCAUCUAUACAAGACACCAACGUGACCAAGCUGUUCAAUACAGGAACUCCAACUCAAGCCCUGACCCCAAAGUCCUACGAAAUUGUGAAGGCCCUGGAGUUGCUAGCUUACCACCUGGGCUGGCAGUGGACCAACAAUCGUCUCAUUCGGGAAAAACUCUGGCCGAUCCUCAAGGCCUGGAGCCACCAAGUACAAGCAGCCCAUGCAGCAACCGGUCCCCCAACCGGAUCCGGCCAGAACAAACCGGCGCCAACCGGAAUCGGCCACUGCGUUCAGUCACCCGCUGACGCCUCUGCCUGUGCUGCUAUGAAAGUUAUCGGAGAUGUUGCCGGUUUAGGACUGGACAGUCACAAAGAGUCUGUGUGCGAGCUCCUCAAGAUGUUGGCGGCUGUCUUACAACAACCCUCGGCCAGUGUUCCCUGGACAGUGCAGGUUUUCACCGCGGAAGCCGUUCUCUGCUUGUCGCCCAGCAACCCGACCUUUGCCCUGGAGGUCACCCAGAAGUGGAGACGCCAAGCCCAGUUUGCGCCCCCGUUGAGGAUCGAGGACAAGCUGUGCAUGUUGGAAAAGGUCGUUGGUGCUAUCCACAAUGUUUCAAAGUAGGGACGUUAAGGCCCUACUACGGGACAGACCCGACCAGUCCCAACAAUAGUUGGGGAAGUAGUUGGGAUGCCAUGGUUGGGGCGUCAGGCUGGUUCCUACCUCCUAUUAGAAGCGAUAACAUAGGAAUCCGGAACCAGUCUACUUGGACAAUCCAAAAUUACAGCUUUUUUGGGUGCAGAUGACCAAAACAUAGAAAAACUAAUUUUUUGUGAAAACGAAAAAUAUUAGUUGAAGAUUUGUUAGGACAAAAACAACAUGAAUUUGUUGAAAAGUAAAGAGAGUGCAUCUUUGCAGACCAGAUAUAUUUCACAAAUGUAACAUUAUUUUGACAAGAAUUUAUAUACCAAGGUAUUGGCUGGUGUGCCUAUAUCCUUAUUGCGAAGCUGGAGUAAAAGUCUGAUGCCACUUUCCAUGAUAUAGCAGUGGCAUGACUGAAAGUUUGGGAACCAGACUAUCAAAAAGUCUGGUACAAAUUGUUUAUGAACACAGCAUUAGCAUGACUGAAAGCCUGGGAACCAGACCAUCUCCAAGGCAACGAUUAUGUCAAAGUUUGUCAAUUUUGCCAGCGUUCCUUUGAAGUAAAAGUCUGAUGCCACAUUGUGUGAAUGUAGCAGGAGCAGACUAAAAGUCUGGGAACCAGACCAUCCAAAUGUCUGGUGCCAGAUUAUUAUGAACACAGCAAUACCAUGACUGAAAGUCUGGGAACCAGACCAUCCAAAUGUCUGGUGCCAGAUUAUUAUGAACGCGGCAUUACCAUGACUGAAAGUCUGGGAACCAGACCAUCCAAAUGUCUGGUGCCAGAUUAUUAUGAACACAGCAUUACCAUGACUGAAAGUCUGGGGACCAGACCAGUUCUUGGCCCAUGAUUAUGUCCAAGUUUGUACGUCCAUUGUGCCUCAGUUCCAUAGUUUAUUUCAUCCAGUUGCUGUUGGAUUAAAAAAUAAAUAAAUAAAAAAAAACCAAAACAAUAUGACUUCACAGCAGCAUUAUGACAUAAUUUGAGUUUGAUUGGCUUUUUCAUUUUCGUAUAGGAAGAUACUCAAGACCAAAAGAGAAUUCAACUAUGUUUUGGUAUUAUUUUUAUUAAAAGUGAAUUUGAAAUUCAGAAAAGUGCAUUGACUGUAAAGGAGAUAAACGUCUAGCAAUAAUAACCCGCCCCUCAUAAAAAGAGACAUUUAUUUGUAAAAUGGAACUUGUAUUGUUUACAGGUCUUUAUAUUAAAACAUGUGAAAAGUAGUUAUGAAGAAAAUCUAUUUUUUUCCCCAGGAAAAAAACCGUAUAUCAUAUACAAUAAUUAUGUGAUUAAUAUUUGCCUGAUAUUUAUUUCCACCAUUUUUGGGGGUAUUUCUAAUUACAUUAGAAGUAUCAUUGCAUAUUUUUUUUCUUCAAUAUUUUCAGAAUACUCCAGACAGUGGUUUUAUGCCAGUCAGAUCUCUAUUUAAAUUUUUGUUUUUCUUUAUUUUCUUCCCACGGUAAUUUGUGGGUAUUUUCCCCUAUGAUUUGUGGGGAAAAUAAUGUAUUGAUGAAGACUGAGUCAAAACGAUACUUUUUAUUUUGAUCAACUCUUAUAUUUCCAUAUUUAAUUAAUUAAAAAACAGUUAAUAGCGUUACACAUUCAAAUGCAUAGAAAAGAUUCAACAAUGAUGAAUGUUUAUCUCGAA